Messenger RNA from Nerophis lumbriciformis (worm pipefish), 2700 nucleotides. Lineage: Eukaryota; Metazoa; Chordata; Actinopteri; Syngnathiformes; Syngnathidae. The record is from RefSeq and is a predicted model, not a curated record.
AUGGAGUCUGUUGGGAAGUUCGAGUUCAACAGGAAGCACCUGAUUGGUCACGGUGCCUUUGCCGUUGUGUUCAAAGGACGACACAAAGAGAAACGUGAUUGGGAAGUGGCUGUGAAGUGCAUCAACAAGAAAAAUCUUGCCAAAUCCCAUUCUCUACUCGCAAAAGAAAUAAAAAUAUUAAAGGAACUCGAGCAUGAGAAUAUAGUGAGACUAUUAGACUAUCAGGAGAUGGGUGGUUGUGUGUAUCUUGUUAUGGAGUAUUGCAAUGGAGGUGACCUGGCUGAGUACCUUCAAUCUAAAGGGACGUUAAGUGAAGAUACAAUCCGAGUUUUCUUACAGCAGAUUGCUCAGGCCAUGAAGGUUCUCCAGAGCAAAGGCAUCCUUCACAGAGACCUGAAACCCCAGAAUAUCUUGCUCUGCCACCCUAAGGGAAGAAGGCCCUGUUCUGUCAACAUUAGUGUUAAGAUAGCUGACUUUGGUUUUGCACGUUAUCUUCAGACAAAUACAAUGGCAGCAACACUUUGUGGCUCUCCCAUGUACAUGGCUCCUGAGGUUAUUAUGUCCCAUAAUUAUGAUGCCAAAGCUGAUCUGUGGAGCAUUGGGACCAUUAUCUACCAGUGUUUGACUGGAAAAGCACCAUUUCAUGCGAACACACCACAGGAGCUCCGCCUCUUCUAUGAAUGCAACAGGACCCUUGUACCAAGAAUACCAAAAGAGACUUCAAGUAACCUCAGACAGCUACUGUUGGGACUUCUUCAGAGAAACCACAAGGAUCGGAUGAGCUUCGAUGAGUUUUUCUAUCAUCCUUUCUUGGAAACAAACUCAAGAAAAUGCUCUCCAGCUCCCAUGUGCUUCUAUCCUGGUUCUGCUUCAGGGAGCUCAUCUAGCAGCUCUUCCACAUCCCAUCCAACCUCUCCUCAAGUGGGUACAUAUUAUUAUAGACAUAAAUGUCAGACUAAAUUGAAAUACUCUCAUGUACAAGACACUGUUGUCUUCCACUUGAAAGAUAUAGCCAGUCAAGACAGCGGGAACACUUCAUCCUACAGAGAAGACUAUGUUAUUGUACAUCCUGAGUUUCCCAAUGAGUACACUUGUGAAGAAGACAGUGGAUCACCCAUUGAAAGUUGCCUGAUAUACACUGGAAGCCCACUGAUGACUGACAGAGGUCUUGAAGCAGUUGGCAGGACACCUCCAUCCUCUCCCUUGCUGUCUUGUCAUGCAAAGACUUCUGGCCAUUCAGAGCCUAUUCCUGUCCCAACUCAGAUCCAGAACUACCAGCGUAUGGAGCAGAAUCUGCAACAUUCAGGCUCUCAAGGCUCCACCAGGGUCCAGUUGUGUUAUCCGGGCUUCAGUCAAAGUUCUUCACCAAGCAAAGAAUGUGGAUCUCAUGAUUCCCACACUGCCCCCUAUUCCUCAAGUCCAACUAGAAGAGGAGCCCAGGCACCCCAGUCCUCUCCAAAUGUGGGAACCACCCCAAGAUCCUCAGAGCAGACUCUACCUUGUAGUACAAGAACUGGGAGGCCCAUGGAGUUCUCAGAAAAGAGGGAUAUCACUACUGACAAGCUUGACAAUUCAGGCAGGGCAAUGUCAGACAGACAUAGACCUAGCCUCAUGUCUCCAUCCCACAUCAACCCCAGCAAUAAACCCUGCUACAAAAAGGGGCAAUUUAAAAGAUCACCAAACAUUGGGAAACUGUCUGAUGUUUUACUUAAAGCUGCAUUUGGAGCCCAACUUCUUGAAAGGAGAAGUCAUGAAACUCUCUGCUCUGAAAAUACCAUGGAUACUGCAGCGCCACCUACUGGCUACUUUACAGGAUUGGGUCUAUCGGGCAGCCCACCAAAUGCCGUCUUCUCCUUGGGUUCUCCAGCAAUAGGAAACACUCCACCUGAUACUAUGUUACCAAGGAUGCUGACAGGCUCUCCCAACUGUAUUAGCGCAGCCUUGUUACUCAACAGUCCCCUUCGUUAUCAAAGCUGUAGAAACAGGGAGACUGAAGCUAUGGAUGUUACUCCACACGGCAGUUUCGUCUUUCAUCCACCUGAGCUAUCUGAAGAUACACUAAUGGAGCAAGUCCAUACAGAUGUUCUCAGUGACCUCCAGUUCACGUUGGCUUUUGUGCAUUGUAUCAUGGAACUGGCUUCUUUAAAGGACCCUGUGCUGGAUCCCAUUGGAAGCUCUGGCGUUUCCUUUUUAGAACACAGUCUGUUGACAGAUCAAAUCAGCCUUUUAAGUCGAGAAUGGAGCUAUGCAGAACAAUUAAUGCUUUACAUGAAAGCAGCAGAGUCUCUGUCAACUGCUUUGCAAAACGCUAAAGAAAAUAUCCAGCAAGGUCGACUGCUUCCUUCAUCUACAGUCAAACAGGUAAUCAGGAAGCUGAAUGAGUUGUACAAGAGCUGCGUUACAUGCUGUCGCUCCCUGAGCAAUCAGCUGCAGAGUUUUUUGAUGGACAAGCAGAAGCUGAUGGAUCGCUUCAAUGGGCUUACAGCAGAGAAGCUCAUCUAUUGCCAUACAGUGCACAUGGUACAGUCUGCGGCUUUAGAUGAGAUGUUCCACUGUGGUACAGAAAUUGUACAACGCUACCAUAAAGCUCUUCUACUUCUGGAGGGUCUGUCCCAAUUUGUCUCAGAAGAAAAGGAUAUUAACAGUAUAGAAAGAUGCAAGCAAUGUAUUGAACGACGCAUAUCUGCUCUGCAAACUUAG